AUGGGUAGAAUGGGUAUGGGGCAGAAGUGGAUCGAUUGGAUCAAAUUCUGUGUGUCGACACCCAAAUUCUCUAUAAUUGUGAAUGGAAGUCCAAAAGGAUUUUUUGAAAGCUCAAGGGGGAUUAGGCAGGGUGAUCCUUUGUCUCUAUUCCUAUUCGUCAUUGUUAUGGAAGCUUUUUCAAGAAUGAUGGUUUUCGCUGAGAAUGCUAACCUCAUUAGAGGUGUGGAUUGUGGGGUGAGGAGGUCUCCGUUUGUUAUUUCUCACUUGAUUUUCGCGGAUGAUACCUUAUACAUGAUUCAAGCUACCCGCCGAAACUUCAAGCAUCUUCGCAACAUUCUCUGGUUUUUUGGAGGUUGUUCUAGAUUACGGGUUAACCUUAGUAAGUCUGAGAUUUUUUUCUCAAACUCAGUCUCCAACCGUAGGAAAAUGGCUCUUGCGAGUAUCUUGGGAUUCGAAGUGGGGUCUUUUCCUUCAGCUUAUCUUGGGAUGCCUUUAGGUGUUAAAGCCCACUCCAAAGCUUUCUGGGAUUCGACAAUUGCGAAAAUGGAAAGAAAGUUACCAAUUUGGAAGAGCAAGAUGAUUUCAAAAGGUGGACGUCUUAUUCUCAUCAAAAGUGCUCUAGCAUCUAUGCCCACAUACAUGAUGUCCUUAUUCCUUAUGCCUAAAAGUGUGACUGUGAAGAUGGAAAGAAUUAUUUGUAAAUUUCUUUGGGGAUCUUCUGAGUCAUCCUUCUGUCAUUUGGUUAGGUGGGAUAAAGUGAAGAAGUUUAAAGAUUAA
This is a messenger RNA of Impatiens glandulifera, 777 nucleotides long. RefSeq lists its product as uncharacterized. The record is from RefSeq and is a predicted model, not a curated record. Bases 1 to 777 code for a protein of 258 amino acids. Lineage: Eukaryota; Viridiplantae; Streptophyta; Magnoliopsida; Ericales; Balsaminaceae. The transcript has a single exon.